GACAUAUGGUCACUCCAGGAGUUUGACGAGAGCUGAACAUGAAAGCAGAAUCUCCUAGUACUGUACGCCCAACUCCUCGCCUGACAACUUCGGGGCGUAACCGAGUGCCACGGAGCACUUUACGCACAGAUUCCGCCUACUACUAGUUUCUUUUCUCCUUAUACACCGUGACGUUGCCCAGUCGCUUCCCGACGAAUGUGCAUUUGCCAGACAUCCUUUCUCUCUUUUCGCUGAUCAUGGCGCGAAACUCGCUGCUCCGAGUCGACCCCAGCCACCCAUACCACUACCUCCGCGUGAUGUUGCUCGUCGUGCUCCUCUCUCCCGCCGCUGCAACCGACGGCCACACCGGCGGCCUAGUAACCGGGUCGCGAGUGUCGCAAGCCGCUGCCUCGGCGCUUGUCGCGGCGGGCCGUCGUCCGUCGGUCGCUCGGCGUCGCUUGGCAGCACCGGACCAGGGUGGCAUCAUGCUCGCACCCUCGCAAUUGCGAGUGCUACUGCUGCUUGCGCGGCGUUGGAAGCUGGGGGAGCCGAACCCAGAAGCGCUUUGCAGCACCUGGGAGGGAGUGGAGUGCAACCGGCACGGCAUGGUUACCACCUUGUGAGCUCAGCCAUGGGGACUGCUUCGUGCGGUGUCUGCUUGGUAGAGAAGCCGAUGAAGCUAGCCAGCUCACGCAGCAACCCCAGGGGCAGCUUGCAUGGCUCCAUAGUCUUCAACACUUGCUGCACUGCAAGAUUGCAUAUGUGUGCAAGGCAUCUGAAAAAGGGGAGCAACACAGGCGUAGGGUAAAGGUGGAGGGGGUUUUAGGUGCGUCAGGGGGAGGGAGGGGCAGACAAUAGGAAGUGUCUGACUGACUGAUAUUGGCAAGGAAAGGUUCGAGCACCACAAGCUGAACGCCGAGUAUGGUGAGUGUCGAAUCUCACCGGAUGUGAAGUCCCGUCUUGAAUAGAGGAGGAACACGCCCGCCAGCGCUGCCACAAGACAACCACCGCAUCGCCGCAGUGUUGGUAGCGGCGUUGUCCGUGGUCACUGCCAUCAGUCGCCCCUCUAGUCCCCAGUCGCGCGCUACAGCCUCCAGCACCUGCGAAAUCACCUGGGCCGUGUGGCUGGGCGGUAGUGCAACGAACUCAAGCAGUCCCUGCCUGAGGUCGAACUCUGCCGUGAGCCAAUGGGCUGUGACGGCCAUGUACCCACGACUGUUCUCCCCUGUCCAGAUGUCAGUGGUCAGGCUGAUCAUCCCGACUCCCUUGGCCUCCGCGAUCUCUUCCUUCAAUAUCGCACGCGCAAGAUCCGCAAGGCGGAUGCAGUCGCGCCCAACUGUGUGCCGCCCCGGGAUGACCCCAGGGUCGGCACAAAGGGGGUUGGCAGCUGCCAUCAUGCGGCGAAACUGUGGAGAAGGGCGGUGCAAGGAUACAGGACAGGGGCAUGGUAGCAUGCGUGAAAUUCGGGCGUCGCAUGUAUCCAUUGCCAUUUGGCACUUGGCCACACAAGAUGGAUUAAGUGCACGACACAUGACACAUAUCUGGCAUGGGCCAAGUACGCGCUGAGUUGAGGGUUGAGGGUUACCGAUGGGCGAUCUGUGGUGCUGAAGGCUGAGUCGGAGUCGACGAUGUACUCCACGAUCAUCUAAUGCAGAUAAUCCUUGUCCAUGCGUGCAGAGUAGUAUUUCUUCAUCCCCUUCUGUCCCCCUUCUCCCCCGACCUCCGGCGGCGGAUCCCCAGGCCACCAAGCCGAGUCUGGCCAUACCGCCUUCCCAUCGGGCACCUCGCCUGGCUCCCCAAAGCCCUUUUCGGGAAACACUUCAUCCGGGCCGAUUUCUUGAGCCUCCCACUUGCGCACCCAUAUAUUCGCUGAGCGUCACCAGCCCCCUUCCCGCACUGUUUGGCGCCACUUAUCCCUGCACACAUCAGGCCGCCACCCUUCCUCCCAGCCCCAUCACGCGCGGCCUCUCGCGCUUUCUCAAGGUCGGCCUCGGCGGCAGCAAGCUUAAAAUGACGCUGCUGCGUUGCCGUGGGCGCGGAUCCCCCGUCAUCCCCCUCCCCCUCUCCCUUUCUACCACCCCUCCCUUCCCCUCCGCCGCGGGCAGCAGCACCGCGGCCCCUCUUCUUCCCCCUCCCUCCACCACGUGUUGAGCGGCCCCCCAUUCCUCCCGGGCCUGGAGCUUGCUGGCUGUUGAACAGGCGUGCUUGCGCCCUACAGACCUAUUUGCCUCCCAAUGCUGUUUUUUGCAUCAGCAAAUCCCCCUAACACUAUCCCUAGUGUCGCCAAGUCAACAACCCCCCCCCAUGAAUCGAGUUUAAGCUAAC
Molecule: messenger RNA, 2304 nt
Organism: Closterium sp. NIES-67
Lineage: Eukaryota; Viridiplantae; Streptophyta; Zygnematophyceae; Desmidiales; Closteriaceae
Source: the annotation of a GenBank genome assembly